CGUAGAGACAGAUGAUUUCUAAAGAGCAGCCACGUGACAGGUGCAUUGAUCGACGUCUUCUAAGUUUACUUCCACGCGUAAGCUUGCAUGCAACACAUCUUUGCUUCUUCAUGAGGCCUAGCAAUUCUACGAGCUUCAUCACAUCACAAAUAUUAAGUAUAUCAAUUCAAAAACUAGAAUCACGUAUCAGGCUUCUUGUCUACCAAGCUAUUUUGGUUUUUUAAUUUGGCCAAAUAUGUCGUGCCCCCACCCAGUUGUUGCCGGACAGCCAACUCAGACCGGUACUGCCCUCCUCGAAACUGCCACUGCCGCCAUCCAGGGUUUCGGCCCCAUCAAUCAAAUUCACCAGCAUCUCUGCGCAUUCCACUACUACGGCGAUGACAUGACUAGGCAAGUAGAGGCGCACCACUUCUGCGCACACCAAAAUGAGGAGAUGCGGCAGUGCCUGAUCUACGACAGCCCAGCGGCGGACGCCCGGCUUAUAGGUGUCGAAUACCUUCUCUCGGAGGUCCUCUUCAUGACGCUGCCGGACGCGGAGAAGCAAUUGUGGCACUCCCACGAGUAUGAGGUGAAGAGCGGGAUCCUGUUCAUGCCGCGGAUCCCUGGCCCCAUUGAGCGGAAGGACUUGGAGAAGGUUGCCAAGACUUAUGGGAAGACAUACCAUUUUUGGCAGACCGACCGGGGUGAUGCCCUUCCUCUUGGCAUCCCUCAGCUCAUGAUGUCCUUCACUGGAGAUGGCCAGCUUCAUGAUCACCUUGCCAAACAUGUUGAGAAACAUUUCGGAGUAAGCUUUGACGAAGAGAGAGAGAAGAGGGCUUAUAUGAAAGGGCCUGAUCAUGGGAUACAUCCAAAAGCAAAUGGAGGAGGAAAAGGCCAUAAGACGGUUAUCAGGGAGACCAACUGCAGGCCUGCUACAGGCCCAGAUGACCACGAUACAUCUGUUCCAAGGGUCUUCGUUUGACUCAUUCUCUCUCUGCUGGUUACUUAUUACAACAUAUUACAUAUAUGUUAUGUUAGUUCUCUGGUGAAGUACUUAUUACAUGUAUUUUGGGCGUAUUAAUGUGCGUAGUAAAUAAUACAAUGUACGUAUAUGUAUGUGCUGUCGCAUGUCAAUCUUAUUAUAUACAUAGUUCUAUAUAAUGGACUAGCUUGGUGUAAUGUAUCAAUAUACUGGAUUAUUGCAGGAUGAAUCCAUGAUUUUCUAUUUGGUUCUAUA
Molecule: messenger RNA, 1216 nt
Organism: Humulus lupulus (European hop)
Lineage: Eukaryota; Viridiplantae; Streptophyta; Magnoliopsida; Rosales; Cannabaceae
Product: oil body-associated protein 1A-like
Exons: 3
Coding region: 236-961 (241 amino acids)
Source: RefSeq, a predicted model, not a curated record